Messenger RNA from Belonocnema kinseyi, 3098 nucleotides. RefSeq lists its product as uncharacterized. The transcript is spliced from 7 exons. Gene Ontology annotation, molecular function: ATP binding; RNA polymerase II cis-regulatory region sequence-specific DNA binding; DNA-binding transcription factor activity, RNA polymerase II-specific. NCBI's taxonomy places the organism in Eukaryota, Metazoa, Arthropoda, Insecta, Hymenoptera, Cynipidae. The record is from RefSeq and is a predicted model, not a curated record. The coding region runs from base 509 to 2362 and encodes 617 amino acids. Gene Ontology annotation, cellular component: nucleus. Gene Ontology annotation, biological process: regulation of DNA-templated transcription.
ACAAUUUUCUUUGGACUAGUACCUUUUUAAAAUUUUAAUUAAUGAAGUAUCGUCCCAGUUGCUAAUGACAAUCAUUGGAUGAUAGAGAAGCAAUCUAAGAUUAGAUAUACUCAUUAGAAUUAAGUGAUCUUCAUUAGAGUCUAAUGGUCAUGAAAAGUCCCAGAUGAAUCGUCUCAAAAUCGUAGAGAGUUCUUUAAUGUUCCUAAAAAUAUUGUGCAAUAUGAUCAUAUGUAGCAACUAACCAGAAUACAAAGAAUUUUCUUUCAUGUUCCUCAUUAUCAGUGAUACCAGAGAAUAAGGCGAACAAGGUAUCGAAACCUGGGAAUUAGGCAGUACCUGCUUAAAUGUAAUAACUCGAAGACUUGCAGAAUCGAAGAUGGUAUUUUGAGUUGAUAAUCGUUCAGAAUACAUUUUUGAAUUUCCAAAUACAAUUAGAAAGUUUGUUGAUUUUCGGUUUGUUUGAGCAAAAUGGGGUAUCUUGACAAGAAGUGGUGACGACUCUGAUCCCAUGACGAACCCUUCGCGAGAUGCUCGUGCGGAGGACCAGCCUCUGGGUCUAGACUAUAGAGAUCCAAGAGUGGCUCAUGUUAAUCAUCCAGUUCAUCAUGUGCAUCAGGGGAAUCCAGUGAGCCACAUUGGUGGCACCAGAGUUAGAAGGACAAGAGGUUCUUCGAGGCGAAGAAUGCAUUUGGCUAGUGAAGUUCCUCCACAGGGUCCAACUGGUGGAAAUCAUAUUUCUGAUUACGCUCUUACUGCUGAUCUUCUUGCUGAAAGGACUUUGGAUGGUCUACUUGCUGAGCAUCCUGGGGAACUCGUGAGAACAGGUUGUCCUCACGUUGUUUGUACCGUGUUGCCGUCGCAUUGGCGAUCCAACAAGACACUUCCGGUAGCUUUCAAGGUCGUGGCUCUUGGCGAAGUUGGUGAUGGAACUUUGGUCACUGUGCGUGCUGGCAACGAUGAAAACUGUUGCGCUGAGCUACGUAACUCGACUGCUUUGAUGAAGAACCAGGUUGCAAAGUUCAACGACCUUAGGUUCGUCGGCAGAAGUGGAAGAGGAAAAAGUUUCACCUUAACGAUAAUGCUGCAAACAUCGCCUCCUCAGGUAGCUACGCUUUCAAAGGCGAUAAAGGUGACAGUCGAUGGUCCUCGGGAGCCAAGGUCCAAGACAAGGCAUCAGGCCUUUCAUCCCUUCCACUUCGGUCCUCGGCCGUUCCCCUUUGGGCAUCCGCAGGAUCCGCUGGGAUUUAAGUUGUCCGGUUUGCAACACCUGAGUCUGGAGCAAGGAGGUGGCCAAGGGUGGGGAGGUUUGCCGAGAGGGGGGCUUCCCCCACACUGUCUUCCACCACCUCCCGGUCAUCACUCGCAUUCUCAUCCUCCACCAGGGGGAGUCUCAGCCUUCAAUCCCUUCCACCAUGCCAUUGAACAAAGAUCUCCUAGGAUGCAAGGGCCUGCUACCACCGAAUCACCUAGAAAUGAUUUAGGGCCCAUUAGUGUUUCUGUGAGAGAGGCAACGCCAACAAUUUCACCAGGAAACCCAGGGCCUGGUCUGCUGACAACAGCUUCGGCCACAGCACCAACACCACCAGCAGAACCAACAACAGCAGCAACCAGUCCACCUGGACAUCAUCCUCAUUUCCAAGGUCUUCAUCUUCUAGGAGCUACCAAUUCGCUCUUCGGCUCGAUAUUCGCUCCACUUCUUCCUCAAUCGUCUUGGCUAUACAAUCCCCUCUACAACACACAACAGUACAUUCUGGAACCCGAGUGGCAUGCUCUUGCUUUACGGAUGGCUCAACAUCGUCUACAGAGGCCCGACCAAGCACGUUUAGAAGAAUUUAGAAAACUCAGAGCCAGUAGUGGAAGUCCAGAAGGAAGUCUCAAAGAAGAAAGACGACGGGAAUCGGAAGACCAGGAUGCACGUGAAACUGAAAGUCCUGAAGGCAGUAUAGAAGUGGACGACAGGAAUUAUCAGGACGCCAAAAGUCGAGCCAGAAGUGAAGAGUCGCUCCCGGAACAGGAGUCCCCUAGAAUAUCACCAGUCAGGAGUGAUCAGGAUGAUACCACUUCUAGGGAUCUUGCUGAUCGAGAAGCUUCAAUUCGAUUAAGACCUAGUUUGGAAAACCUUAAUGAGUCUGAGGUUCAUGAUCAAGAACAAACAGCUGUUUCUUAUCGUGGUGAUUUAUCUGUGAAGAUCAGAGUUGAGGGUACUGUAGAUCUCAGUACCAAAAGGGGUCAAGAUAAGGAAAAUGUGGGUCAAGAUCUCACUACUCGGCGGAAGGAAGAUGACAUGGAAACAGAGAGAGAUCCUAUCAGAUCAAGGAGGGAUAGAAGCCCUAAGCCGAGACAAGUUUGGCGACCUUAUUGAGAUUUUGGAAUCAACUGAUUUUCUAGAAUUUACAAAGCAGGUGAGAGAACAUAGAUUUUGAAAGAAAGAUGCUGCUCCUUUUAAAAUAUAGAUUCUCCUACCAUACUACUUUGAUCCUGACUUCAUUCAAAUUGUGAUAAUAUCACUUUACCUGUCGCAGGAAUAAAGAACAAUCCGGUGGUGAUGUGAGCUUGCGAAUUAUCAAUUUAUCCUUGGUACCCUUGGUUUUAUCUCAAACCGGAAAGACAAGAACUCCAGGACUAACCAGGGUUUAGGGUUGAGUAGACUGUAAAUACAAAUAACGUCCAAUGGUAUAUAAAAUAGAAUAUGAAACUCUAUUAAAAAUGCUCUUGUCUCAUUCCCAAUUUUUCUGAGUCGAUAGAUUUAAAUUUUAUGAGUGGAUGGUUUGUCAGUAUGAAAGAGAUGAAACUCGUCUGAGAUGGUGUGAUACAGCUUGACUUUAUAGAAAUGUUUUUAAAUUGAUGUAAAAGUAUAAAAGGGAGAGACAUAAAGUCGUUAUAUGAAGAAAAAAGGAAGGAUAGAAAUAAAAAAUGAGAUGUUUCUUAGUAACCCUGUAAAUAAGUGUAGUUGUAUACGAUAUCUCUCAGAUUGUCUUUGGGAAUGAAGAAAUGAAAUAUUGUUUCUGGGAAAACUUGGGCGUGUUGUAUGUGGAGUGUUCUUUGGAAUCUUUGUAUUGAGAUUUGAAUACCUUCUCGAUUCUGUGUUCUUAGACAUU